AGAAAGAAUAAUGAAAGUGUAAGUUCCCCUCCCUAAACAAGUGCAACUGGAGCCAACAGGAAAGAGAGGAAGAUGUCAAUUAAGCUCAGUCUGUACACACCCACACAGUCCUGGGAGCAGUUAUCCUAUCUUCCAGUGUUGAAUCGGUUCACCGUGUUCAUCAUCUCGUUUUCCACCCUGAUUAUAACUGUUAGUUUUGGUCUGGCUGAUUGUGGCUCCUGAAUAAUCAGAUCACUUGAGCCUGAUAUCCUGGGCUUGUUGCUCAGCCGGGGGAAGCAGACUGCCAUUUGGUUUAUGGGAUUUAAAGGUGUUUCAUGUUUCCUUUUUAUUUGAUCCCAAGUUCCUUUGGAAAUUGGUUGUCGUUAAAAAAAGAGGCGAGGGAUGAAAAGAGGACAGAAAACACGGUGCAGAUCGAGGAGGAGGAAUUUGUAUCAGAGGUCGUCCUGCAGAAUCUGUUGAUGUGCAUGGUGUGCUUCUACUCUCUCUACUACAUCGUGGUCAGUCUCUGCAUCGGACUGCUCAGGGUUCACGAGAUCAACAGCUUGUUGGCUCCGUUUGACUACACAACACAACCGUCAUGGCAGAACCCCAAAUACCUGGUUGGUGUAAUUUCCACAGAAGUGACCUAUGUUUUAGGAGGGCUGGUGUUUGCCUGGAUCGUAGAGGAGUGGGUCUGGGAUUACGCUAUAACUGUCACAUUGCUGCAUGUUGCGAUGACUGUGGCAGUGAUGUCAGAUUUCCCUUCAGCUGAGCACUGGUGGAUUGCUCUGGGUUCAGGCCUGGUGAUGAUGAUAUUUGGAGGACAGCUCUUGGCCUAUAAACUCUUCAGAAGCAACUUUGUCUAUCCAGCUGAACUGCAGAACUUCUAAUGAACACAAUGAGAAAAGCUUUUAAAUUGCUUACAGGUUAAUCUCAUGUCUGGAUGCAUCCCAGUGAGUUCACCUUGCAAGGUUCAUGAACACUAAAGUAUAUCUCUCAAGAUGCACUUUGACAGCUAGAUAACUGUUCAUUAACUUAUUGUCCUUCUACAAAUAGCUCAUAUACUAUUUAACAGUGUUUUUUGUAACAUAUCCUGUACAGUUUAAAUAUUGUUUUAUAUUUUUUCUUUACAAACUUCAUACUGUAACAAAAUGACACCUUUAGCAUUCAAUAAAAGCCUGGAUUUUACAGCUGUAAAAUAUGUACUACCAGAAAAUCUACUGAGUGAUAUUUUUGCAGUAGUGAGUAAAGUCAGCUAUUUCCCGUCAGUGUAAUAUUUAGAAUGUGUUACAUACUAGUUCUGUCUAUAGUGUAGUAGUCUGAUAGAGAAAAUAACAAGAAAAAAUCAUGUCAAAUCUGUGCCAUGUGGUCAGAAAACUGAACAAAUUCAAAUCGUUUGUAACCUGAUCUCCUCAUACUUGUCUAAAUGUGAGUGGAUUCUGUUGGUUUCAUGUUUAGGUGCUAUGAAAAGUUCACAUCUACACCACAAAUAAUGAUUUUAAUGCUGGUUGUAUAUAUUAGUUCAAAUCUAUUGGAUUAACAUUAAAUAAUUCAUGCAAAAAGAU
Molecule: messenger RNA, 1544 nt
Organism: Seriola aureovittata
Lineage: Eukaryota; Metazoa; Chordata; Actinopteri; Carangiformes; Carangidae
Gene: tmem244
Product: transmembrane protein 244
Exons: 6
Coding region: 315-869 (184 amino acids)
Source: RefSeq, a predicted model, not a curated record